Messenger RNA from Effrenium voratum, 174 nucleotides. The record is from the annotation of a GenBank genome assembly. NCBI's taxonomy places the organism in Eukaryota, Dinophyceae, Suessiales, Symbiodiniaceae.
AUGUACGAUCCCGCCGGCAUGCUGGUGGCGCUGGCCGGCCUCAGUGCCAACGACGCGCAGGCUGAUGCCUUGGAGACGAAGCUCUUGGCCUUCGAGCCGCUGAUUGCGGCGCCGCUGCGCACCGAGGCGAUGAAGGCCGAGGGGGGGGGGGAGGGGGGGCGGUCUCCGGGGUGA